AUGUUUGAGCUAGGAAUUGCAAGAUAUUGUAAAAGGGCAAAAGCUGUCUUCAAAGAAUUGAAGCAAGUGCCACACAUUGUUGAGCUUGAUGAGAGAGAUGAUGGCGGGAAUAUUCAGGAUGGACUUAGUGAGAUUUUUGGGAGGCGUACUGUGCCUCAGGUGUUUGUAAAUGGCAAGCAUCUUGGAGGUUCUGAUGGUAACCUAGUGAUCCUCAGUCUAACUUUAUUUCCUUUCUCCAUUUGCAUUAAAUUCUACGAGAACAUCACCUCUACAACUCACAAAAUACUGAUUACAGAUACUGUUGAAGCUUAUGAAAGCGGGAGACUGGCUAGACUUCUGGGAGUUGCUGCUAGGGAUGAGGAUGAUCUCUGA
Messenger RNA from Ilex paraguariensis (yerba mate), 372 nucleotides. Lineage: Eukaryota; Viridiplantae; Streptophyta; Magnoliopsida; Aquifoliales; Aquifoliaceae. The record is from the annotation of a GenBank genome assembly.